UAACCUCAAAGUGUUUUAACGUUAGAUUCCACAUGGGACCACAUAGCGGCGUAGUUUAAAACAGCAAUAGAAUGAUUCACGUCAAACUUGCGAAAGUGUCACACGUUUGAAUUGCGUAAUUCGAAUACCUCGCUAAUUUCUCAAUGUCGUUGCGAUUCGAUGCAAGUUCGUUCAACAUUAUAAUGAAGCGUCGACUCGGCAAAUUACAUCGAAACUGUAAAGUGUCAUUAACCGAGUUCAAAGUGCGGUGCGACAGGGAACUGGUGGAAUGCCGAAAAUCAAAUCCGAUGACAAAAUCAAAAUCGUUGAUCUUUCAUGCGUGUACAACGAAGAUCCGGUUCAUAUCCAAUAUCACGGUCUGAUGCUUAAGGGCGUGGCCAAUCAAUUAGGAAGAUGGCCAAAUGAUCUUUUCGGCUUAUUCAUGGCAGCGUCUCUCGUUAUUAGUAGUUUUGUUCUUCUUGCCUUCGUCACGGCGAUAUUUUGUUUACCCAUAGCGAGUGAUGUUAAUUGCUGUGAAUUGAAGGUUUCCAAAGAUGAAUGUUCCCUCAAUGUCUAUUUUGUGAAGGAAGCUACACAAGUCUGGUCCAGGGAAGAAUUUUGCUAUAUCGAAGCUGCGGCGAGAGAACAACCCAAUCUGAAUAUACACAUAAUCAAUUUGAUACGUACUUCGGAUAUAUUGAAUACAUCGGAAGUUAAUCUCAAAAUGGCAUUGGCUAUACAAAAUGCUAAUAUUCACAUCGCCAACUUCUCAAUUGAUAAAUUUUUCAACAAAACGGAACUAUCAAGUAUAGCAAAAAAUUUAAGUAAUGAUUUGUUAUUGAUGGCGGCAAGAGCAUAUCUGCUUUGGAAUUUUCCUGGCAUCGCUAUGCAUCCCAGUGCAUAUUGUAAUUUAUCGAUCAUCAACAAAUCUCAAUGGAAUAAGGUAGGAAAACGAAAUUGCAUGCCCGACGAAUUAGCCACGAUCGAUCCAACGAUUGAUUUGCAAGCAACAGGAGUGCAUUGCCAAGCAUUCUUAGGUUUUUUAUUACGGGAAAUAUCCAGGAAUGCAACGCAAAUUUAUAAUUUGAAGGAUGCAUUAGAUAGAUUUUGUCCAAAGAUUGAUAAUUGUCCCGAGGUACGAGUACUUGAUUUAAAAUCACGAUGUCCGAUCAAUGUUUUCGAUUGUCCUACCGUGUAUACAUCUGAAAAAUCUUGGAAACUUGCAAAAUAAUUUUUUUAAAUUAAAAAAUAACACGAAUAUAUUUUAUGAAAAUAUUUAUAA
Pogonomyrmex barbatus (red harvester ant) is the source of this 1261-nucleotide messenger RNA. RefSeq lists its product as uncharacterized. The record is from RefSeq and is a predicted model, not a curated record. NCBI's taxonomy places the organism in Eukaryota, Metazoa, Arthropoda, Insecta, Hymenoptera, Formicidae.